Molecule: messenger RNA, 447 nt
Organism: Mesitornis unicolor (brown roatelo)
Lineage: Eukaryota; Metazoa; Chordata; Aves; Mesitornithiformes; Mesitornithidae
Gene: SMAD4
Product: SMAD family member 4
Exons: 3
Source: RefSeq, a predicted model, not a curated record
CUCCAUCAAGCAUGUUGGUGAAAGACGAAUACGUUCACGACUACGAGGGGCAGCCGUCGUUGUCUUCGGCCGAGGGCCAUUCAGUCCAAACCAUCCAGCACCCACCGAGUAACCGGGCCUCGACGGAGCCUUACAGCACCCCAGCCAUGUUAGCUCCUACCGAGGCCAGCACCACCAGCACCACUAAUUUUCCCAACAUUCCUGUGGCUUCAACAAGUCAAGCGACCAGUAUAUUGACAGGUAGCCAUAGUGAUGGACUCUUACAGAUUGCUUCAGGGCCUCAGCCAGGAGCUCAGCAGAAUGGGUUUACAGCUCAGCCAGCUACUUACCAUCACAACAGUACAACAACUUGGACUGGAAGUCGGACGGCAGCCUACACGCCUACCAUACCUCACCACCAGAACGGCCACCUUCAGCAUCACCCACCUAUGCACCCUGGACAUUACU